Messenger RNA from Punica granatum (pomegranate), 642 nucleotides. Lineage: Eukaryota; Viridiplantae; Streptophyta; Magnoliopsida; Myrtales; Lythraceae. The record is from RefSeq and is a predicted model, not a curated record.
AUGGCUGAGUUUGUUUAUAGAAGUAUGAUUCUGUUUGUAUUAGUCUUCCUCAUUCUGCAGUCUAGUGGCUCGCACGGGCAGAUGCUGCCCGCGAAUUUUGUGUUCGGGGACUCUCUCGUCGAUGUUGGGAACAACAACUACCUCCUGCUUUCACUAGCAAAGGCAAAUUUCCCGCACAACGGAAUCGAUCUCCCCAGCCAGAAAGCGACUGGAAGGUUUAGCAAUGGCAAGAACAUCGUCGAUUUGCUAGCCGGGAAGGUGGGGCUGCCGAGUCCACCGCCUUACCUAUCUAUCGACUCAGACUCGAGUACAUCAUACCUUUGCGGUGUCAGUUUCGCUUCUGAUGGGGCAGCAAUCUUCGAUAUCACAUCGAAUCCACUUAAUACGGAAUCAAUACCUCUGCGGCAGCAAGUGGAAUACUACCUGAAGGUGUAUGAAUACCUUAGGAAGCGACUAGGAUUUGCCCAUGCUCAGAAGCGUCUAUCGAAAUCUCUGUUCUUCAUUGUGAUCGGAAGCAACGACAUCCUUAACUACUCCCGAUCCAUCGAUCAAAAUAAACCCCCAAAAAAGCACGUCAACCAGAUGACCACCUUGCUCAAAGCCAAGAUACAUGAUAUCGCCAAUGAUGCACGGUGCUACUAG